Molecule: messenger RNA, 2724 nt
Organism: Penaeus vannamei (Pacific white shrimp)
Lineage: Eukaryota; Metazoa; Arthropoda; Malacostraca; Decapoda; Penaeidae
Source: RefSeq, a predicted model, not a curated record
GGCUACAGUGUCCGUCCUCGUGUUCGUGUUCGUGUGGAACGUAAACAAGACAGCGUGAUGAAGGUGGUAACCGAAGGAGAAGGGAAAAAGAAAAAAUACAAUAAAAACAAGAAGAAAGCAUGGAGGAAGAAAGCCGAUAUAUCGGAUAUAGAGGCAAUAUUGGACGAUGUAAGACGAGAAGAACGAUUUGGGGGUCCACUGGAUGAGAGGGAGGAUGAGGACCUUAUGUUCUUGGAUACUGGUGAUUAUGAAACUGGAAGUGGUAUUGCCAAGGAAAACAAAAAUGAUGAAGCUGUUGAGUUGCAAUUCCAGUUGGACACAACCCCAGGAUCCUCUACCUCCAAGAAACAGGUUGAAACAUUUAAGCCAUCUAAAAAACCAGCCAAUAAGGAACCAAUCCAAGCUUUCAGAUUUAUUGAUGGACUUCAAGGAGCAAAGGUCCCUAUUAAGCCAAGAAUGAAGGCUGGUGUUGUGACAGCUGCCAUGCAGGAAAAGGCUAAGAGAAUAACAGAGGAUCCGAAGACAGCAAAGAAGUAUCAGAGAAAAGUGGAAGACAUCAAAUCAGGUUUGAUAAGAAGACAUCGUGUUAAAGUGACCAACUUUAAGUGCAAGAAUAAGAAGGAUAUUUGGGAGGAGACUGAUGAUACAGUCAAGGAGUGUUAUGACAAGGGUCUUGAUGAAGAUUAUUUAGAUAACAUAGCAACUUACUACAAGUCUCAGACAAAGAAGGGUCAGAAGAUCGCAGUUCCUUCACACAGACUAAAGAAGCCUUCAGCUCACCCAGCAGUUCCACUCCCUGCAGCAGGAAUGUCAUACCAUCCUACAUUUGAAGAUCACCAAGAAGUUUUGCGGGAGGCCGUGAAGGAUAUUAAGAAGAAGCAAAAAAUAGAAAAAAGAAAUGCCAAAUAUACUCCAGUAGAAUUGAAAAGAUUAAAAUCAAAAAUAAAAGCUGCCAGUAAAAAAGAAAAUUGGGCAGAGGAUGUAAUUGAAACUCAUACCAUUGCAAAUGACGAUGUCCUAUAUUCUGGUCCUGUUGAAGGGAAAAAGAAUGAACAAAAAGUUAAAAUUGAGAAACAAACAAAAGGCAAGAAAGGUGGAAAUAAGAAAGAUUCAGUCAAGGAGGAAAUAAAAGAAAAUACAGAAUUUGAUGCAAGCAUUGUCAAAGAGGAGAUUGAGGGUAUGGAGGCUGAAGAAGAUCAAAACAUUGACACUGAGGAUAAUGAAGAGAUUGAUGAAGAUGACUUUGAUGAAGAGAGUGAAGUGGAGCAGGAUGGCCUUGAUGAAGAGAGUGAAGUGGAGCAGGAUGACCUUGAUGAAGAGAGUGAAGUGGAGCAGGAUGACCUUGAUGAAGAGAGUGAAGUGGAGCAGGAUGACCUUGAUGAAGAGAGUGAAGUGGAGCAGGAUGACCUGAAUGAAGAGAGUGAAGUGGAGCACGAUGGCCUUGAUGAAGAGAACGAAGCAGAGCAAGAUGUCAUUGUUGAAGAGAACGAAACAGAGCAAGAUGUCAUAGUUGAAGAGAACGAAACAGAGCAAGAUGUCAUUGUUGAAGAGAAUGAAAUGGAGCAAGAUGAAGUUGAUGAAGAGAAAGGAGCAGUGCAAGACGACCUUAAUAAUUCUGUGGAAAAUGAAGAAAUAGAUAGUGAGAAAGAGAAUGAACUUCAACCGAAGAGCAAGACCAGGAAGAGAAGAAAGAGGAAGAAUAAGAUUGAGGAAGAAAACAGAGCAACAGGAAGUAGUAAUAUCCAGAAGAAAGGAGAAGCAAAAACAAAGGCUGUACAAAUGGGACAGGUAAAACAAAAUCAGGGAAUUAAAGAAAAGGAAAUCAUAACUGUCAGUGAUUUACAGAAAGGUCUAAUUCAGCCAAAGAGAAGAAAUACGGAAAAUGUCAGAAAAGACUUCAGAAGGACAGAUCAGACAAAAGCUAUGCAAAAUGGAAAGAUAAUGCAUGGUCAAGAAAUUAAAGAAAAGGAAAUCAUUACUGUCAGUGCUCUACAGAAAGGUCUAAUUCAGCCAAGGAAAAAAGAAAAAUACCAGGAAAGUUAUUGUAAUAUUUAUCAAACUACUCUAGACAGUAUGGGAGAGUCGCCUACUGUUGCACUUUUAAAAGGUUUAAUAAAUAUAUUAACUAAUAUAUAUAUAUUUUUUCAGACAGAGGAAGUGACUAGGAAAAAGACGAGAAGGGGUGGAAAGAAGCACAAGAAGGGGGACCAGGAGGAGGAAGAGGAGGUUGAAGAGCCAGUAAUUAAGAAAACGAGUCAGAAGAAGACAGAGAAGCAGAGAAAACUUGAAAGAAUGAAAAAAUACAAGAAGUGCAUGUGGGAGAAACGAAUUAAGGAAAGGGACAGAGAGAGAGAAAUUGAGCUUGUUCCUGCGUACCUGGAUGCCCUGAGGGGCAGAACACUGAAAAGUAGAGCACGUCAAGACCGGAGGAGAUUGGGUAAAAAGGAAAAGAAAUUUGCAACACGGCGUUUAGGUCCAGUAAGGUUUAUGGCUGAGGAUAUCACAGUCUGUGAUGGAGAUAAAUUAUCAGGCAGCCUUCGAAGGAUGAGACCAGUUGGGAACCUGUUCCAAGAACGCGUUAAGCACUUGCAACGAAGAAAUAUUAUUGCACCAGGUGUUGUAUAUUUUCCUUACUUGUGGUACGGGAAGAAGAGGAAUUUGAAGAAGAUUAUCCGUCGCAAUUAUAAGGAUGACAGAACAAUGAAGAGUGUAUAUGAUGACUAG